UCUCAUUUAAUUUUCGCACCAAGCCAAUGAAGGAGGUGCUAUUCCUAGGCCUCUUUAUGGAAGAGGAAACCGAAGCCCGCAGUCCGGAUACAUUGCGAGAAAUGGGUGAAACGGUAGCCCCGCCCUCAAGAAGUGCGGCGUUUGUGGGGGGAAAACAGAUGCAGUCACAAACAACUACAUUUUAGAACUACUGUGUAAGAGAGUUUCUUGAUAAGAAGCACUCACUAGACUUCAAGAUUUCAGAAGAGCGGUGACAGAGUAUAUUGUAACUUUGAGUCAAGCCUGUAGUGAGGUGGACUGGCAGACCGAUUAAACUAGAGAAGGUGACCUGUUGAGAAAAGUGACACGAAUACUGGGAAAAACCUGCUCUUGUGCACCAAGAGGGGGCACGAUGUCACAAGUUAAAACCUCUUAUUCCUAUGAUGCUCCCAUGGACUUCAUCAAUUUUACAUCUUUGGAUGAUGAGGAAGAUACCCAAAACGUAGAUUCUUGGUUUGAGGAGAAGGCCAAUUUGGAGAAUACAUUUCCUGGGAAGAAUGGGGCAAGAGGGCUUUUUCAGGGCAAAACUCCGCUGAGGAAGGCUAAUCCUCAGCAAGCUAUUGUCACACCUCUGAGACCAGUUGACAACACUUACUACAAAGAGGCAGAAAAAGAAAAUCUGGUGGAACAAUCCAUUCCAUCAAAUGCUUAUUCUUCCCUGGAAGUUGAGAGAACUACAUCAAAAAACAUUCCAGCUCAGCCUCGGAGAAGAUCUGUUAGACUCUCUGCUCAGAAGGAUUUGGAACAGAAAGAAAAACACCAUGUAAAAAUGAAAGCCAAGAGAUGUGCUACUCCUGUGAUCAUUGAGAUUCCACCAUCCAAAAAAAUGAAAGUUUCUAGCAAUAAAAAGAAGCCAGAGGGAGAGGAAGAAGGCAAUGCUCCUCAAGAUACUUCCGAAAAGAAUGAGUCUUCCCCAGAGAAAGUCAAGAGCAGACAUACUGUAUCUUGUAUACCACCUGUAAGACGGAAGAUUCUAAAAAGUACUGAGGAGCAAGAGUUGGAGAAGAGAAUGAAAAUGCAGCAGGAGGUGGUGGAGAUGCGGAAAAAGAAUGAAGAAUUCAAGAAACUUGCUCUUGCAGGAGCAGGGCAACCUGUGAAGAAGUCAGUGAGCCAGGUAACCAAAUCAGUUGACUUCCACUUCCGCACAGAUGAGCGAAUCAAACAACAUCCUAAGAACCAGGAGGAAUAUAAGGAAGUGAACUUUACAUCUGAACUGCGAAAGCAUCCUCCAUCUCCUGCUGGAGUGAUUAAGGGAUGCACCAUUAUUAAGCCUUUCAACCUGUCCCAAGGAAAGAAAAGAACAUUUGAUGAAACAGCUUCUACCUAUGUGCCCCUUGCACAGCAGGUUGAAGCCUUCCAUAAACGAACCCCUAACAGAUACCACUUGAGGAGCAAGAAGGAUGAAAUACCUCUGUUACCCUCCAAAUCUGCUGUGGCCAAGAUAUCCAGAGACCCACAGACUCCCGUGCUGCAAACCAAACAGCGUGCAAGGCCUGUGACCUGCAAAAGUGCAGCAGAACAGGAGGCCGAGGAGCUCGAGAAACUGCAACAAUACAAAUUCAAAGCACGGGAACUUGAUCCCAGAAUUCUUGAAGGUGGGCCCAUCUUGCCCAAGAAACCGCCUGUGAAGCCACCUACUCAGCCUCUUGGCUUUGAUUUGGAAAUUGAGAAGAGAAUCCAAGAGCGAGAGUCAAAGAAGAAAUCAGAGGAUGAACACUUUGAAUUUCAUUCCAGACCUUGCCCUACUAAGAUCUUGGAAGAUGUUGUGGGUGUUCCUGAAAAGAAAGUACUUCCAGUCACUGUCCCCAAGUCACCGGCCUUUGCAUUGAAGAACAGAGUCCGAUUGCCUACCAAAGAAGAUGAGGAAGAGGAAGAGCCGGUAGUGAUAAGAGCUUUACCUGUGCCACAUUAUGGGGUCCCUUUUAAGCCCCAAAUCUCAGAGGCAAGAACCGUGGAAAUAUGCGCUUUCUCUUUUGAUUCUCGGGACAAAGAACGUCAGUUACAGAAGGAGAAGAAAAUAAAAGAACUGCAGAAAGAAGAGGUGCCCAAGUUUAAGGCACUUCCUUUGCCUCAUUUUGAUACCAUUAACCUGCCAGAGAAGAAGGUGAAGACUGCAACCCAGAUUGAGCCUUUCUGCUUGGAGACUGAAAAAAGAGGUGCUCUGAAGGCACAGACUUGGAAGCACCAGCUGGAGGAAGAACUGAAACAGCAGAAAGAAGCAGCUUGUUUCAAGGCUCGUCCAAACACCAUCAUCUGCCAGGAGCCCUUUGUUCCCAAGAAAGAGAAAAAAUCCUUUGCUGAGGGCCUCUUUGGUUCUUUAGUUCAGGAACCUUUUCAGCUGGCCACUGAGAAGAGAGCCAAGGAGCGGCAGGAGCUGGAGAAGAGAAUGGCUGAGGUGGAAGCUCAGAAAGCGCAGCAGUUGGAGGAGGCCAGGCAGCAGGAGGAAGAGCAGCAGAAGGAGGAGCUAGCGAGGCUGCGGAAAGAGCUGGUGCAUAAGGCAAAUCCAAUACGAAAGUACCAGAGUGUGGAGAUCAAGUCAAGUGGCCAGUCUCUGACUGUGCCCGUAUCUCCCAAUUUCUCCACUCGUUUCCACUGCUAAACUCAGCUGGGAGCUGCAGAUGCCACCUGGGAACAAGAGCUGCUCUUUCUAUCAACCAGGGGCCUUCUUUCUCUGUCACUGGGGUGUGGAGAGAACCCAUUUCUCCAGACUUUUACGUACCCGCGCCCAACAGAGCAUACCUAACAAGUGUGGACUCCAAUUUUGCUGAGAAUUGUUUUCAUUAUUGAGGCUAAUGAUGAAACUCAACUCAUGUAUGUCUCCAUCAGACUCCAUGUAGUUAUUUCCUUUGGACCAUCAUUUAACCUUUAUUAUGAGUCUUAACUCUAACUAGAAUUUAAAGUCUCUGUAUCAGCACAGUGUAAUUUCUAUUGCCCCUUCCCUUCCUCCCUUUUUUUCUAUUUUAAUCAGAAAAUAAAGAUAGUUAAAUACUGA
Molecule: messenger RNA, 3031 nt
Organism: Diceros bicornis minor
Lineage: Eukaryota; Metazoa; Chordata; Mammalia; Perissodactyla; Rhinocerotidae
Gene: TPX2
Product: TPX2 microtubule nucleation factor
Exons: 18
Coding region: 392-2638 (748 amino acids)
Biological process (GO): regulation of mitotic spindle organization; activation of protein kinase activity
Cellular component (GO): spindle; microtubule
Source: RefSeq, a predicted model, not a curated record